AUGAAUACCGAUAAAUACACAGACAAGGCCAACAAGGCAUUGCAAGAUGCUCUUGACCUCACAAUAGAGCACUCGAAUGCAGAGAUAUACCCUGUCCACCUAGCGGUCGCUCUCCUCGACCCGAAUCAAGAUGAGGAGCAAGGUCCCUCUCACCAUCCUUCUCAUGGAGACUCCUCUAGCCCCCUCUUCCGCCAAGUUAUCGAACGUGCCCAUGGAGAUGUCCAACUCCUCCACCGUGCUCUCAUGAGGCAAUUAGUCAAGCUCCCCAGCCAGGAUCCAGCCCCAGAGACACGCAGCAUUUCUGCGCCUUUUCGAAAAGUCCUCUCUGCCGCUACAGAUUUGUCCAAGACACAAAAAGACAGCUACAUUGCGGUAGACCAUCUGAUCCAAGCUGUGGUCCAGGACUCGCAGAUCCAAAAAGCUCUCAAGGAAGCGAAUAUCCCGAACGUGAAGCUGGUCGAUACAGCCAUUCAGCAGAUUCGAGGAACACGACGUGUCGAUUCCAAAACUGCGGAUGCCGAGAGCGAAAAUGAGAACUUGAAGAAAUUCACCAUCGAUAUGACAGCUCUGGCUCGAGAGGGCAAGAUCGAUCCUGUCAUUGGUCGAGAAGAGGAAAUUCGUCGCGUGAUUCGCAUCCUCAGUCGACGAACCAAGAACAAUCCUGUGCUCAUCGGUGAGCCAGGUGUAGGUAAGACUACGAUUGUCGAAGGCUUGGCUCGUCGAAUCGUCAAUGCCGAUAUCCCAGCCAGUCUUUCCCAGUGCAAGCUCCUUUCGCUUGAUGUCGGCUCACUGGUUGCGGGAAGUAAGUUCCGCGGUGAGUUCGAAGAAAGGCUGAAGGGGGUUCUCAAAGAAAUUGAAGAAUCCAAAGACCCGAUUGUUUUGUUCGUUGAUGAAAUCCACCUGCUCAUGGGAGCUGGCUCCAGCGGCGAGGGUGGGAUGGACGCUGCCAACUUGCUCAAGCCCAUGCUUGCGCGCGGACAGCUGCACUGUAUUGGUGCCACGACAUUGGGUGAAUACCGCAAGUACAUUGAGAAGGAUGCUGCCUUUGAACGACGUUUCCAACAGGUGCUUGUUAAGGAACCUACUGUCGCAGAAACAAUCUCCAUUCUUCGUGGUCUAAAGGAGAAGUACGAAGUCCACCACGGUAGUGUUCGCAUUCUCGAUGCUGCCAUCGUCACUGCAGCUACCCUGGCUGCCCGAUAUCUUACAGCUCGUCGGCUCCCCGACUCAGCUGUUGACCUGAUCGAUGAAGCUGCCGCUGCCGUCAGAGUUGCCCGUGAAUCUGAACCGGAAGCACUCGACAGUCUUGAACGCAAAUACCGACAGCUCCAGAUUGAAAUCCACGCUCUGAAGCGUGAGAAGGACGACGCUUCCAAAGCUCGUCUCCAGGCCGCUGAACAGGAAGCAGCUAAUGUUCUUGAGGAGCUGCGUCCCAUGCGCCAGAAAUACGAAAGCGAAAAACAACGCAAUAAGUCUAUACAGGAUGCGAAAGCCAAGUUGGAUAACCUCAAGAACAAACAGGAAGAAGCUGAGCGAUCUGGCGACACCGAAACCGCUGCAGACCUGAAGUAUUAUGCUAUUCCUGAAACUACGGCCCACAUUGAGCACCUGGAGUUGGAACGUGCUAAUGCAGACAAAGAACGUCGGGCUAACCAGGGCGAUGCAGGGGAGCCCCUUCUUGCUGACGAAGUUGGCCCCGACCAGAUCAACGAAAUUGUUGCCCGAUGGACUGGAAUCCCUGUGACGAGACUCAAGACUACGGAGAAGGACAAGCUGUUGCAUAUGGAGAGGCACCUAGGCAAGAUAGUUGUGGGCCAGAAAGAGGCUGUAACCUCAGUCUCGAAUGCCAUUCGACUGCAGCGCUCUGGUCUAAGCAACCCGAACUCACCUCCCAGUUUCCUCUUCUGCGGCCCAUCCGGCACUGGUAAGACACUGCUGACCAAGGCCCUGGCGGAAUUCCUCUUCGACGACCCGAAGUCUAUGAUUCGUUUCGAUAUGUCUGAGUACCAGGAACGACAUUCACUCAGCCGUAUGAUCGGUGCUCCCCCAGGCUACGUCGGACACGACGCAGGUGGCCAGCUGACCGAGGCCCUCCGACGCCGACCAUUCUCUAUCCUCCUGUUUGACGAAGUUGAAAAGGCAGCCAAGGAAGUACUCACUGUCCUGCUUCAGCUCAUGGACGACGGACGCAUCACAGAUGGACAGGGCAGAGUGGUCGACGCUCGGAACUGUAUUGUUGUCCUGACUUCCAACCUGGGGGCCGAGUAUCUUGCUCGCCCCACCGCUAAGGACGGCAAAAUUGAUCCUCAGACCCGCGAAUUGGUGAUGGGUGCCCUGCGCAACUACUUCCUGCCCGAAUUCCUCAACCGGAUCUCGAGCAUUGUCAUCUUUAACCGACUCACAAAGAAAGAAAUUCGCAAGAUCGUCGACCUCCGUCUCGACGAGGUGCAGCGUCGUCUUGAGCAGAACAGUCGCAACGUUACUAUCCAAUGUACCGAAGAAGUCAAAGACUACCUUGGACAAUCGGGCUACUCGCCUGCGUACGGCGCUCGUCCUCUCGCUCGUAUCAUCGAACGCGAGGUCCUCAACAGACUUGCUGUGCUCAUUCUUCGUGGAAGUAUCCUCGACGGCGAGGUUGCUCGCGUGGUCAUGCGAGACGGUCGGAUUGAGGUCUUACCAAACCAUGAGAUUCCUGUUGACGAAGAUGAGGAGAUGACCGACGAGGAUGGCAUCGAUGCUAUGGCAGAGAUGGAGGAUAACAGCGGUGACAUGGAUCUGUACGAGUAA
Messenger RNA from Aspergillus ochraceoroseus IBT 24754, 2787 nucleotides. Its product is annotated as ATP-dependent Clp protease ATP-binding subunit. NCBI's taxonomy places the organism in Eukaryota, Fungi, Ascomycota, Eurotiomycetes, Eurotiales, Aspergillaceae. The transcript has a single exon. Gene Ontology annotation, cellular component: cytoplasm; cytosol. Gene Ontology annotation, molecular function: ATP hydrolysis activity; ATP binding. Bases 1 to 2787 code for a protein of 928 amino acids. The record is from RefSeq and is a predicted model, not a curated record. Gene Ontology annotation, biological process: cellular response to heat.